Caretta caretta (loggerhead turtle) is the source of this 4328-nucleotide messenger RNA. Its product is annotated as putative ferric-chelate reductase 1. Gene Ontology annotation, biological process: intracellular iron ion homeostasis. The record is from RefSeq and is a predicted model, not a curated record. Lineage: Eukaryota; Metazoa; Chordata; Testudines; Cheloniidae. Gene Ontology annotation, cellular component: membrane. Gene Ontology annotation, molecular function: oxidoreductase activity, acting on metal ions.
AUACUGGUUGACUCCACCCCUCUGCUGAAGUAUGAUACAACUUGUCAGAAAGCAGGAAGUGUGGCUAGAGCACUCUGCAUGAUUUGAUAAGAAAACUCUCUUCUCUAUUCCUGCGAGGGGGGAAAAAAACUAUCCAAUGGUCCUGAUCUUAUCAUUCAACCUGCAUAAGUGAACCCUAUUAAUUGGAUGAAGGAUUGGAGCCAAAGGUGCGAAAGCUGACUCCACUCUUGCACAUAUUCUAAACAUGGUAUGUCUACGCUUACCGUGGAUUGAUGCUGUGGUGAUCGAUCCACCGGGAGUUGAUUUAGCGGAUCUAGUGAAGACCCGCUAAAUUGACCGCAGAUCGCUCUCCUGUUGACUCCACUGGAAUGAGAAGCAUAAGAUGGAGCCUCCUGGACUGGCUUUCACUCUUUGGAUAUUUGCCUUUCUUUCUGUUCCUGCGGCUGGUUAUCCAAAUGGAAAAGUAAAAGAGGCCUGCAGUAGUAUGAUGCCUUGCCAUGGACAUUCUCCACAGCCAUUGCCUAAGCACACUAUAUCAGUGAAUGAGACUGAAUUUAGACCAGGGGACCAUAUAAAAGUUAAUUUAUCUGGUCCCGUUUUUGAAGGAUUUUUCAUACAAGCCCGGAAUGCGGAGAACUUGGCUGGCCCUGCACUUGGCUCUUUUAUGCUAGCUGAAGAGAGGAUUUCUCAGCUCCUGACAUGUGGACUUACAAAGAAUUCUGCUGUCAGUCACACUAGUAAAUCAAAAAAGAAACAUGUAGAGGCUUAUUGGGUUGCUCCCACGGAUGCACCAGAACAUGUACAAUUUCUAGCCACAGUUGUAGAGAAAUAUGAAAUCUUUUGGGUGAAGAUUCCUGGUCCCAUCAUUUCCCAACCUAAUGCACCACCGUUGACGACACCUACAAGUAUUACACCAGAGACUCUACCAACUUCACAGCCAGUUUACCAUCUAACAAAAUCAUUUAAUGCCUCCGGCUGUGGAAGUACCAAGUUCUGCAUAAGGAAUCCUCCAAAAUGUGAUCCUGGGGCUGCCUAUUGUUUCUUUCUGUCCUUCAAACAAAAUAACCACUCAGUGCUUAUUGAAAUGAGUGGUCCUAGUGAAGGAUAUAUAGCCUUUGCAUUAUCUCAUGACCAGUGGAUGGGUGACGAUGAUGCUUAUCUGUGUAUUAAUGAAGAUCACCGUAUUAAUGUAAACACGGCCUAUCUUAGUGGGCGAACUCCUCCUGUGUUGGACUCAGAGAAUGGCCUUGAAGAUAUCUCAUGGAGAGUGGCUGAUGGUCUUGUUCAGUGCUCUUUCAGAAGAAACCUUCGUCUUCCUGCUUAUAAAGGGAGGUUUAAUCUAGAUGCUAAUUAUUACAUCUUUCUGGCAGAUGGGGGGGCAAGUGAAGGAGGUCUAAUUCACAAACAUCAUCGUCAGCCUCUGAUCACCAAUGGAAUGUACAAUGUCACAGACUCUCCAAAAGAUAUAGGGGGAUCCCGCUCUCCACUUCUUCUUAAACUCCAUGCUUCAUUAAUGUUUGUUGCAUGGAUGACUACAGUUAGUAUUGGUGUUAUUGUUGCCAGAUUCUUCAAACCAGUUUGGCCUCAUUCGUUGUUUGGAAAGGAGAUUUGGUUCCAGGUACAUCGUAUGCUGAUGCUGACCACAGUGCUUCUUACGAGCAUCGCUUUUGUUCUUCCUUUUAUAUACAGAGGAGGCUGGAGUAAAUGGGCAGGCUUUCACCCGUAUCUUGGCUGUACCGUGAUGGCUCUGGCAAUCUUUCAACCUCUGAUAGCUGGUUUCAGACCACCUCCUCAUGCACCAAGAAGGCAAGUAUUUAACUGGGUUCACUGGAGUGCUGGCACAACAGCUAGAAUACUAGCUGUGGUGACUAUGUUCCUGGGAAUGGACCUACCAGCACUCAACCUUCCAGACCCAUGGGACACGUAUACAAUGAUUGGAUUUGUAGCUUGGCACGUCGGUAUUGAUAUUCUCCUGGAGAUACAUAGCUACUGUCUCAUUCGCAAAGUUGAAGUGAUUGAUGAAGAUAGAAUACAAAUUCUGCAGUCGCUAACGUCGGCAGAGGCAGAGGGUCAUACAUUUAAAGAGAUUGUGUUAACCAUCUACAUCUGUGGAAAUACAGCAUUCCUUAUUACCUUCCUGGCAGCAAUCCACCAACUAUGAAUUUCUGGCAAGGACAUUAGAUGUUGAACAUUUGCAGUGAAAUCAAGAGUGAAGCACCACUCAAGGAAUUAUUACAGAUUCCAGUGUUGCUGCAAUACCUUCCUGAAGUUACACUUGAAGAAUAAUUUGUGUGUGUGUGUGAGAAGACUUCAUCAGUCUGUGCUCUCAUGAUCAUCAACAGAGAGAAUGUAUGUUUAGAUUCUAAAGACAGUUUGGGCAGGACUGCAACAUCAAUCUUUGAUAUUUUUUUUUAUAGGAGUCCUUCCCUGAGUAAGGACUGCAAUAACUCUCUUAAUCCAGUAAUUUAACUUUUUGUUUUGAAGUGUGUAGGCUGAGUGGGUAUGAUAACUACUGGUUGAUAGGGGUGGAAAUCACUGUUUUGAUUUUUUGUCGUCAUUCUCUUAACCUACACAUAUGUUAUUUGGAAUACUGAAUAGACCAGUCCUAAAUCUGCUUGUCACAUAGUUCAGUUUACCAUAUUGCUUAAUGAAUAAUGUACUGCCUAAUGGUUCUUAUUUAAAGUAUGUGAUGUUAGUAUUGUGCACUCCAAAAAUCUCAGCAUGAUUGUCACAAACACAAGUUGAUUCAUCAAGGACUACAUUGGCAUAUUUCUCUGCAGUUAAAUGCAAAAACUACUUUCUGCUCUAAGAGCAGUUCCAUAUAACACACACAGUGGGCUGAGCUUCAGUCCUGUAACUUUGUCAUUGCUUGCAUCAAUUACAAGAUUUAAAAAAAAAAAAAAUCUUUUGAAUAUAAAGAGAAGACACACUGCAAAACUCAUUAUGGGAAACUUUUAGCAAAACUGUGCCACAGUGUCUCUAGAUAGUCAGUGUCUUCUGGCCACUUAAGUCAAAAUAUCUGCUCCAUCACUUUGUGAUUAAAUAUGGUAGUUAGAUAGAAACAAAGAGUUUCCUUGACCUCUUGGUUAACCUGAUAGAAGUUGCUUUCCCACAGCUCUUUUUUUGAAAUUAGCAUGUCUAUCCAACAUAAUGACCUUUUGCUUCAUGUGCAUGGGAAUACUAGAGAGACCGGGGGAGAGAAGGGGAAAAUGUGCCUCUCCCCAAUUUGAGCAGUAAGGGAUUCCCAUAAGCAAUAUUGGCUAGAUAAAAACAACUCUCUCUCCACUUGUUUUAAAUUGUUUGUUUUGUGGGUUUCUCUAGGGGUGGCAGUAGUUCUGCUUCUAGAACGCUUUGACUAUGUAGUUGCCAGUGUUUUACUAGUGAUCACUGCAAUAAUACCCCCUGCGAACCCUGAACGGCUUACUUUCAAAGCACAAAGAUUUAGGUAUGUUAUAACAGAAUAUUUUGCCAACCAGGGAAUACCUGACUAGCUGUGAGAGGUGAGAUUGGGGAUGAAGAAAGGUAUAUGAAUCCAGACCUGUCCACCCUCCGCUCUCUUAACAAGCAUGAUGUAGCUGUGGAAUUUGUCACAGACGGGAAUUAAGUGGUGGCUAUAUAUUGUCUCCUGUAUAACCUAUCUGUACUCCCUCCAUCUGGUACCCACUAAUGUAGUUGGUUAAAGGAACAACUCAGUGGAGGGCUACAGGCUCAGGCUGUUGGUUCAAGCUUAUUUUCUUCUUGGCUCCUCCAGAGCUAUCAGCCGCACAAGCAUGUGUUUCAGCCCCAACCUGCUGAUUGGUAACCUCAUGGGUAGCAAUGGUGGUCUUCAAGUGGGUGUAGGAAUGGGAAAGAAGAACCACCAGCAGCAGAAAGGAAGGAGUGGGGCAACCCAAAAAAACCCCACCAAGCGGGAAAAAAAUAAGUACUUACCAAAAACCCUAGGUGUGGAUACAGAAGGAAAGAAAUAGCAGGAACUAUACUGGGAUGUGAGUAUGGGACUAAAUUGCAAUGGAAUAUGGGGAUUUCCAGUCUCAGGAGCUUGGGAACCACUGCUACCCUACUGUCAUAUGACCAGAUCAGUUCUAAAGUCGCUAGGGACUCUGCAUAUAAAUGUAUUUCUUUACAGAAGAAAAACCUGUCAAACCAGAUGUUUCACUGGGUUUUUAUUCUUGUUUAAUUAUCAGUGUUGAGUUCUUUUGUAUGGCUUUUACACUGAUAGCUGUAUGUGCUGUGUACUCUGAUACCUCAAACAUUGUCUAUUCUGUCAUGGAAAUGUGAACACAGUCUUGAUUUUUUUUAAACAUUAAUAUAAGUACUUUGAAAUUAAA